AUGUCGGCGUCGCGCACAGCGAGGCGGGGCGGCGCGCGGCAGGAGGAGAGCUCGAGCCGGGAUGCUGGGGGAGGCAGGGGGAGGCGGCGGGGAAGGGGCGCGCGAGGGCGCGGGCAAGGCCGAAGCAGCAGCAGCAGCAGCGCGCGGGGCGCUAGUAGGGGCGGUAGGAUGGACGAUGACGGUCCGGUGACCGCGGAGCAGAUACUGCUGGGGGGAAAGGCGCUGGGACUGGCGCUUUCGGGCAGAGGGGAGGAGGAGGAGGAGGAGGAGGACGAGGAGGAGGAGGAGGAGGAGGAAGAGGAGGAAGAGGAGGAGGAGGAAGAGGAGGAGGAGGAGGAGGAGGAGGAGAAGGAGGAGGAGGAGGAGGAGGAGGAUGAGGAGGAGGAGGAAGAGGAGGAGGAGGAAGAGGAGGAGGAAGAGGAGGAGGAGGAAGAGGAGGAGGAGGAGGAGGAGGAGGAGAGGAGGAGGGAGGAGAGGAGGAAGUAG
Closterium sp. Yama58-4 is the source of this 486-nucleotide messenger RNA. Lineage: Eukaryota; Viridiplantae; Streptophyta; Zygnematophyceae; Desmidiales; Closteriaceae. The record is from the annotation of a GenBank genome assembly.